Molecule: messenger RNA, 792 nt
Organism: Calliphora vicina (urban bluebottle blowfly)
Lineage: Eukaryota; Metazoa; Arthropoda; Insecta; Diptera; Calliphoridae
Product: transmembrane protein 222
Exons: 1
Coding region: 51-614 (187 amino acids)
Source: RefSeq, a predicted model, not a curated record
AAAAAACAAAACAAUAAACAAAAAUUAUAAAAGUAAAAAAUAAAAAUAGCAUGACGCAGAGCGGUUCAUUGCAAACACAACCAACGGGAACUUAUCUUGAAAUGGAGAACACACAUGACGAAUUGCCGAGUAUAGACUUCAAAGAAGGUCGUUUUCCGUUUUGCAUCGUUUGGACUCCAAUACCUAUGCUGACAUGGUUCUUUCCUUUUAUUGGCCAUAUGGGUAUUUGUAUGUCGAAUGGAGUGAUACGAGACUUUGCUGGUCCCUACUUUGUUUCCGAAGACAACAUGGGCUUUGGAAGACCAACGCGUUAUCUGCGUUUAAAUCCCAAAUAUGUUGAUGGCACUACUCUAAUGUGGGACGAAAAUGUUUCUAAAGCUUCCGUACUCUACGGUACUCGCAUGCACAAUCUAUUCUGUGAUAAUUGCCAUUCUCAUGUCGCAACAGCUCUAUGUGGCAUGCGUUACAAAAGUCGCACGGGCUGGAAUAUGAUUAUUUUAGCAUUCUGGAUGUUUUUUUGCGGUCGCUAUGUGGGGUUUUCUGGUUUUGUAAAGACUUGGAUUCCAUUUCUUAUCGUAUUAACCAUAUGCAUUAUUCUAGGUGUGUAUUUCUGAGUCUAAACAUGACAGUAUAAUGAAUUUAAAUGUAGUAUGUACGCAAUAUGUAUUUAAUUAUUAGUGGUAGUAUAAUUCUACUAGAAUUGUUUGGUUUUAACGGUUUCGAAAUAACGUUAAUCCAAACCAUUAUUUUAAUGAAUAAUGUAACAAAUAAAUAGAUUUAUUUAUAAACAAA